This is a messenger RNA of Exophiala spinifera, 2469 nucleotides long. RefSeq lists its product as uncharacterized. Gene Ontology annotation, biological process: glycerophospholipid catabolic process. Gene Ontology annotation, cellular component: cytosol. NCBI's taxonomy places the organism in Eukaryota, Fungi, Ascomycota, Eurotiomycetes, Chaetothyriales, Herpotrichiellaceae. The record is from RefSeq and is a predicted model, not a curated record. Gene Ontology annotation, molecular function: A2-type glycerophospholipase activity. Bases 1 to 2469 code for a protein of 822 amino acids. The transcript has a single exon.
AUGAGCGCUGCGAGGAUCCUGAGUUCCCGCCAUUUCCGCUACACUGCGCUUGCAGCUGCAACGUGUGCUGGAUGUCACAGCGCAACUCGACGAACAUGUGUCGCCAAACUCGACAGCCCCUCCCGACCAGUUCUCCCUCAAGAUGCAAACCUAGUCGCAUACGGACGGCGUAUGCAAAGCCACUUUUCUCACGAAGACCAUGAACACGAGCAUGCCGCGAAACGAGGAGACGCCGAUGCCAUUGGGAAGGCUAAUGACCCAGACCACUACACUCCAGGUUUUGAGGACGAUGACCAGACUUCCUGGUCUGCCUUCUCGCGGAAUUUCAACAGUAUUCGAGAAGGAAUCGCCAGGCUAGAAUGGAGUGCUCUGGGUGAUAAGAUUACUGAUUUUGUCAUUCCGGCCUGGGCAAAAGGCCUCCCAGAUGCUUUUCAGAAGUUACAAGCAGAACUGUCAAUGCAGCCGGGAUCAUUGGCUGAUGAGAUAUGGCAAGAGGCGCAAGAUCCCUCGAUCAAUCCUGAGAUACUGUGGAGUGCGACCGUACGCGUUGGCGAUACUCUCGGCAAAGAUGAGCUUGAGUUUCGUCGCAAAAGGAGGCAACACGUCGUUAAAGCAUUGGCUAAAUACCUGGAUAUAGAUGAAAAAGACAUACAUCCUGAUGAUGUGCCUACUAUUGCCAUGUGUGGUAGUGGCGGUGGUUUGCGUGCGAUGGUUGCGGGAACGAGCAGCUACCUGUCCGCCCAAGAGGCUGGCUUGUUUGACUGUGUGACAUACACUGCUGGCGUCAGCGGGAGUUGCUGGCUACAGACACUUUUCUAUUCGUCUCUUGGGAAGCAGGACCAUCGGGCCAUCUUAAAGCACUUGAAGUCCCGGCUAGGCACACAUAUCGCUUUUCCUCCGCCAGCUCUGAAGCUUGUCACGAGCGCACCAACAAACAAAUUCAUCCUCAGCGGCUUCGUUGAAAAGCUCAAGGGUGACCCCGGCGCAUCCUUUGGCCUGGUCGAUAUUUACAGUUUGCUUCUUGCAGCUCGACUUAUGAUCCCUCGUGGUGACCUUGACGUGCACGACUACGACUUGAAACUAUCCAACCAGCGUGCAUAUAUUGAACAUGGGCGAUACCCAAUGCCUAUCUAUACUGCAGUCAGACACGAAAUACCGGUGGACGAGGAAGAAAGAGAUCAGGCCAAAGACAACCUAGCUUUGAAACAGAAAAUAAAAGAAAAGGCGCGAAAAGAAGCUUGGUUUCAAUGGAUAGAAAUGCAUCCCUGGGAAAUCUGGUGCGAAGAGUUUGGAGCUGGUAUUCCCACUUGGAGUUUGGGCCGACCUUUCAAUGAAGGGAGAAACCUGGUCCUUGACACAGGCGUUGCGUUGCCUGAAAUUCGACAAAGUCUUCUGCUCGGUAUCUGGGGUUCCGCAUUUUGUGCGACUCUUUCGCAUUACUACAAAGAGGUCAAACCCGCUUUGGCAGGCAUAGUCGGAUUCGGAGGUCUAGACGGCCUGAUAGAGGAAAAGAACGACGACUUGAUCAAGAUACACCCCAUCGAACCAGCCACUGUGCCUAACUUCGUCUACGGCAUGAAGGACAAAUUACCAUCCACUUGUCCCGAGUCCGUCUUCAAGAGUGACCAUCUUCAACUCAUGGAUGCGGGAAUGAGCAACAAUCUUCCAAUUUACCCUCUCCUGCGACCAGGACGAGACGUCGACAUCCUCGUCGCCUUCGAUGCUUCGGCUGACAUUCAAAAAGAAAACUGGCUUUCUGUUGUCGAUGGGUACGCCAAACAGCGAGGCAUCAAAGGAUGGCCGGUAGGCGCAGGCUGGCCAAAACCUUCCAGCAAACCUAAGGAGAAUGCAGAAGCACUUGCUGAGGCGCAGGCGACAUCGUCACAAGAGGCAGCCAUCAAACUUGCAGCAGCCAGAGAAGAAGAUCGCCAGGAGAAGGCUGAAAUUCCAGAGAAACAAAAACAAGCCCCAAACAAGAAACAGAGCGGCGCCGACGUUCCUGAGAGCCCUACGACCGGUAGAGACGCUGAUGCGACCGCCACCGAACUCGGCGCCUGUAAUGUCUGGGUCGGGACCAAGUCAGAGCGGACCUCCGACGAGGAACCACCGCCGUCGAAGCGUCUGGCGUGGGACAGUCCGGAUGACAGCACCUUCCACCUCGCGCAUCCGGAAGCCGGCAUUGCUGUUGUGUAUUUUCCCUUGCUGCCAAACGACAAGGUGGAGGGCGUGAACCCGGACACGAGCGACUACAUGAGUACAUGGAACUUUAUCUACACGCCAGAGCAAAUUGACAAUGUCGUGCGUCUGGCCAGGGCGAAUUUCGAAGAAGGAAAGGACGUUACAAAGAGAACUGUUCGGGCCGUGUACGAACGUAAAAAGAAGCAGCGCUUGGAGAGGGAGGCUUUGGCGAAGAAUAAACAGUGGAAGAGGCUCGUGCGGAAGGAGAAUGAUCAUUUUGGUACGAGUUGA